This is a messenger RNA of Fulvia fulva, 1611 nucleotides long. RefSeq lists its product as uncharacterized. The coding region runs from base 1 to 1611 and encodes 536 amino acids. The transcript is spliced from 4 exons. Gene Ontology annotation, cellular component: membrane. Gene Ontology annotation, molecular function: transmembrane transporter activity. Gene Ontology annotation, biological process: transmembrane transport. Lineage: Eukaryota; Fungi; Ascomycota; Dothideomycetes; Mycosphaerellales; Mycosphaerellaceae. The record is from RefSeq and is a predicted model, not a curated record.
AUGGCGCAACACGUUAUGGGAGACCUGAAGGUCAACUUGGACCCUCCUGUCACCGACUCACACACAUCCGAGAAAGCAGCCGACACCGCUGAGAUCGAACGGGUAAUGUCACCAGAUGACGACCUCAAGAAAGGCGGCCAGAACUAUGGCAAGAUGGACGCCGAAGUCGCCAAAUACGCCGAAGGCAUCCCCAUAACCAUCACCCCCGAAGAAAACAGUCGCCUCAAAAAACUCAUCAACAAACGCGUCCUCUCCAUCAUGGUCUUCACCUACUUCCUCCAAGCCCUCGACAAAGGAACCCUCUCCUUCACCUCCAUCAUGGGCCUGCCGGAGGACCUGAAACUCGUCGGCCAACAAUACUCCUGGCUCACCACCUCCAUCUACAUCGCCAUCCUGAUCGUCGAGUACCCCAUAAACUGGCUCGUCCAGCGCCUUCCCAUCGCGAAGUUUCUAGGAACAUGUAUUAUCAUCUGGGGUUCCAUCCUGGCCUUCCAUGCGGCGAGUAGUAACUUCGCGGGAAUUUGUGCGUUGAGGAUUCUUCUGGGGAUUUUCGAGGCGGUUUGUCAGCCUACGUUCCUUAUCAUGAGUUCGAUGUGGUACAAGCGAGAGGAACAGGUCCUCAUCGUGUCCUUCUGGUACUGUAUGAACGGCGCGCAACAAAUUGUCGGAGGACUGCUGGCAUACUGCUUCUCCCUCAUCCCUGACACAGCGGCGAUUCACUCGUGGCAGGCUAUCUUCAUUGCAUAUGGGGCGUUCAGUGUGCUGUGGGGUGUGUUUGUCAUCUGGUGGCUUCCUGACAGCCCCAUGAGGGCCAAGUGCUUUAGCGAGCAUGAUAAGCGGUUGAUGGUGGAGCGGGUCCGAUCGAAUCAGACUGGAUUACAGAACAAGACGUUCAAGAUGGAGCAGGUGAAGGAGGCGUUGUGUGAUGUGCAGUGUUGGUGUUACUGUCUCAUUCAGAUUUGCACGACUCUGCCUACUGGAGGUCUUGGAGCAUUCGCGAAUAUUAUCAUCAAGGGAUUCGGUUUCACAACGCUGGAAGUGCAACUGCUGGCUAUGGUGCUGGGAGCUUUCAUCAUUCUGGUUCUGUUCAGCUCGGCGUGGCUGGUGAAGAAGACGAAGCAGAACAUUAUCGUGAUGGCUUGUUUCUGCAUACCAUCUUUCGCCGGCACAAUCGUCCUCAUGACCGUCAAAAACGACGACACCACCUCAACCGAAGCAGGCCUCCUGUUCUCCUACUACAUCUGCCUCUCCUUCUGGGCCGCACAGAACUUAGGAAUGUCCCUCCUCUCCCGUAACGUCGCCGGUCAAACCAAGAAAUCAGUCGCAGUGGCCAUGAACUUCAUCGCGUGGGCUGCAGGUAAUGCAGUCGGCCCACAAGUGUUUUUGGCAUACGACGCACCACGCUACUUCAUCGCAUUUGCUACACAUUUGGGCUGCUACACGCUACUGAUCUUGAACUUGAUCGUGUUGAGGUGGACACUGAGGAGUAGGAAUAAGAAGAGGGAUGAGAUUGCGGCGGCCGGAGUGCAAGAGGCGCAUGAUGAGACGAAUGUGCAUGCUUUUGAGGACUUGUCGGAUAAGGAGAAUGUUAACUUUAGGUAUAUGUAUUAG